Messenger RNA from Arachis stenosperma, 906 nucleotides. RefSeq lists its product as uncharacterized. The coding region runs from base 1 to 906 and encodes 301 amino acids. NCBI's taxonomy places the organism in Eukaryota, Viridiplantae, Streptophyta, Magnoliopsida, Fabales, Fabaceae. The transcript has 3 exons. The record is from RefSeq and is a predicted model, not a curated record.
AUGGCUCGAAAAGGUCGAUUCACGAAAAAAUCGAAAUUGGGACCAAGAUCUCACCAACCUCAAACGGGAGCGAAUGUGACUUUGGACUCCCACCACGAUGGCUCUCAAAUUCUUCCGACCAAUGGCGAAAGUGUCCCCGCAAGUGGUGAUAGUGUCCCACCUACUUCACGUCCUUUCCGUCCCCCGCGAAGUGAACCAAGGUCUGUUCCACAGACGAGCACAAAUAGUACCCAAAACUUGCUGACAGGCCAACUAAACUUGGACGCUAAUGCUAAUGAGGAACCUCUUGUUGAAGAAGAAGUUGACGAGCUCCAUGAUGCUCCUGUGGUUCAGAGUCGCAGAGGACGCAAGACUACAGAGUUUUGGACUGUUAAGAUCAUAGAUUCUGAGGGCAUAAUCAAGCCGGCAAAACUAAGCGUGAGAGAUGCUAUGGCACGACCUAACAGUAGGAAGAUCGUGCUCAGGUUCAACAACGCAAAACAAGCAAUUGGAGAUGAAGCUGGACUGUUGAGUGGCGUGCUUGGUCUGCUGGGAUCUGAUUAUGGAAAAUUUCCCAUCUGUAGGAAAAGUUGGCAUCAGAUUACCACUAAAGACAAAGUUUAUAACGAAUGUGUCAAGCAAAUUUUCCACUUCGAUGAGGACAGCGAAGGAAUUAUUAAGAAAAAUAUUUUGAAAAGUAUGGGGAAGGCUUGGAAAGAAACAAGGCUGAGGUUGUAUGACCGUUUUUAUGAGCCAACAUUCACUACUGAUCAAAAUCUUGAGAAUCGACCACCGGGAAUUGAUCGAGAGCAUUGGAGAUGGUUCCUUGACUAUCGCGCCGAACCUGAGACGAAGGUAAUAUACUGUAUCGUUGUUACACAGGAAUACCAAUUAUGCUGCAUUGAGAGGUUUUCUAUUAGAUUCUAA